Molecule: messenger RNA, 732 nt
Organism: Pyricularia pennisetigena
Lineage: Eukaryota; Fungi; Ascomycota; Sordariomycetes; Magnaporthales; Pyriculariaceae
Exons: 2
Coding region: 1-732 (243 amino acids)
Biological process (GO): protein phosphorylation
Molecular function (GO): ATP binding; protein kinase activity
Source: RefSeq, a predicted model, not a curated record
AUGAGAAUUUUGCAGACUAACCAAGCGUACUCUCUCGUGGGUGAGAAAGUUGUAUUCUCACACAGCAAUGUCCUUUUUGCCGACGAGGACGACACAUUUCUCGCCCAAUUCCCACAGCACACGGUUCCUGCCGAAAUCAGCAGGUCGUUCUUACACAACAUUACCCUUAUCCGCAAAGCCUCAUAUCGCCCAGCACCACCCGCUACAGCCACUAUCCUGCCAACGCCGGGAGACUUCUACGUUAAACGGCCGGAUCUUAUGGCGGCCGGCAGCGUGGACCUGGCAUCCCUCGUCCUCCGGGAGCUGAAUGUCUGCGAGACCUUGAAAAAGCACCCGCACCCGAAUGUAGCAACGUACCACGGAUGCCUGGUGUCCGAAGGGCUCUCCGAGUUUAUGAAAAUGGAAGACUUUGCGGCUGCUAGGAAGCUGGCCGCCGAGAAUUGCCUCGCUGGGAUCGAGGCGGGCAUCCGACACCUGCACGCUCUCAACAUCGUGCACAACGAUCUGAACCCAGCCAACAUUGCGAUGACCGAGGAUGGUGUCCCGGUCAACAUCGACUUUGAUAGCUCUUCGGCACCGGGGGCAGCGCUAGAUGGAAUCAAGCGGACACAUGGGUGGUAUGAUAGAAAAGAUAAGGUGGCACGAACGGACAAUGACUUGAAGGCCCUGCUCGAGCUUCGUGUGUGGCUGUCAGGGUCUUCCCCUGAAGAGUACCAGUUAAGGGACCUCUAA